CUAAUGACUACGCACUACGCUCAAACCUGUGAUGAUAACGUCGUAAACCGGAAGUACAGGAAGAAGUUCAGUUACGGUAUUUAUUUACUUCGAUAUUUACUGAAAAACUUAAGGAAAAUGCUGUAAUCAAGUAUGGUGUUAGCAACAUAGAGCAAGAUGCCAGGCGGAAAAACGGGUAAACAUUUGGAUGAAACAGCAUGUGGGCCCCUGUGUCAGCAUCCAUUAUGUUGGGCUUCCAACAGGCGAGUGGAGCGUGGACUGCCCAGAUUGGUUGACACAGGAAAAAAAAACUCAGAGACUUAUAGUGACGAUCUUCCAACAUUGAAGAUAGUUGAUAUGUUUGGUGGUUUGCCUGAGGCUCAUAACCCUGGAAGGAGUUCAUCAGCUCCUUUGUUAGCUAAUGUAUCAUGUGGUACAACCCCAGUAAAGUCUCCAUUAACACCAACUGUUUCCCCUGCUGUAAAUCUGUCUGCAUCUUUUAGCAAGGGUAAAAAACAACCACUCAAGCCACCUCCCCUCAAGAAAAUCGAGGUGCAUGAGAUUGUUGAUUGGCCAGAAGACUGGAGCGACAAUUUUGUAGGUUCUCACUUCUAUUUAUGGUGCUCGAGAAACGAUCCAUCCAAGAGAAAAGGGCAAAUGGAUACCAAGUUUAUACAAAGCACUGGUUGUUUAAGCUCAAGCCAUCCAGAUCAUGUACACAUCAAAGAUGUUACAGAGGAUAUGCUUCCAUCUAGUAUGAAGACACGAGAUAAAAAACAAAAAACAAAAAAACAUGCUUCAUACAGAACUCCUACAGGUGGACGCCCAUACACACAUCCCUCGAGAGGUCAGGUACCAAGGUCCUAUGUUAAGUCUCCACGGGAGGAUGAAAUCUCACAGCUGUUAAGUCUUCCAAGGGAAGUGCUUCUUCAGGUGAUUGAACAUGCUAACAAUAGUGAUAUUUAUGAUAAGAAUAGGGUGCAUACAUUACUAGAGAAGGUGCUACCGCAAAUACACUUCCAACAACAUAUUCUCGCAAGGCAGAAGCAAUUAGAAAAGAACAGAAAUGCAGCAGGAACACCCCUUGAAGAAAGUGGAAUACUUCAAAAUAAAAAAGUUCAACUAAAAGAAGGUCCUAAACAAACUAUGGAACAAUCUCUACCUAUAACAAAGACAUCUUUUCUGGAUGGCAAUGUGGCACAGGAAAAAGCUCAUAAUGCAGAGGCACCAACAGAAGAGAAGAAGAAAAUGAUAGACAAGCUAGAGGAGGUGGUGGAGGCAAAUAAUCCUGAUAGAGAUACUAAAGUUGAAGAUGGAGUGACAAAUCUACAGAAGAAGCCAUUGGCACCACUAAAGGGUGCAAAAGUAGAGGGAGCAAGGAGCCUAACAAAGCUAACGUCAGUAUCAGCCAGAACUCUAUCCCCAUUGUAUCCAGGGACUGGUCCAACUAAACCUUUCAACUACAGUGCAAAACCUCUGGAUUGGACACUUGGACCAAUACCAAGUAUAGAAAAGAAACUGGUUCUCAAACCAGUCACCCCAACACAUUCUGAAAAGGCCUCCACAUUGCUUGUUACAAUUCCAAGUGUCAUGUCUCCAGAUAGGAUGUCACUAGUAACAUCUGUCACACCCAUGCAGAGGAGCCCUUGUCCCCCAUGCAGAGCCAAGUCUCCCCACCAGCUAUCGUCAGUACAUUCCAGUCUUGCUGCUGAAGAAAAUUUGGAUUCAUUACAUUGGUAUAUUUAUGAGCCAAUUCAUGCUAUAUCACCAAGUCUUUCAGCAAAUGCACCAUUGACACCUGUAGGUACACCAGCUCCCGUUCAUAAGGAAGCUAGUUUUAGCAGUGUAACCUCCAAGACUUCUACAAAUAACCAAUUUGAAAAUCAUACCCAUGGAUCUCUUCCCAAGACCCCAGUAAACACACCAUUCCAUGCAGAAAAUCAGCAGACACCAGAACCAAUUCUUGGGACAAUCCAGGAGAGAACAAUCAGUCCUUCUAUCAUUGAUAAUGUUAAAAAUCACUCAGAUAAGCAACAGCAGUCUCCAGUACCUCUUAUCAGUAAUAAUCGGUCAUGGAAUAUUUCACCAUGGGAGGAAUCCAACACCAUAGCAGCACAACCUUCAGAGAAAAUUAAUGCAUCUCCAGUGCCAGUUGUGACUCCUGCUCUAACAGGAAUGACAACACCAGAUCUUUGGCCUUCCGUGGAUGAACAUGCAUACUUGGAUUCCCCAGAGAAAUUGGUAGAGGAGAUACUUGCACCUGCAGCGCCACCACCUUCACCAGAACCUGUGGAUAUUGAACAAGAAACUGACAGCACAGAUGAAAGGCAAGAAAUACCAAAGAGUGUGGUAACUACGUCUCUUACUCCUUUGCAAGAAGAGGAGGAGGAAGAGGAAGUUGCAAAAGAAACAGAAGUUAUAGUAAAUGAAAUUAAGAGAGAUGAAAGUGAAGAAAGUGUCACAGAACAACCAAUAACUACAGAAAUAGGGUAUGAUAAUGGACCUGAUAGUAAGGAAGCAAAAAAUCACUGAUUUUCCUGAUCAUUGUUCAAAGACUUGUAAAAUAUGAAAUAAAUUUUGUAAUAUUAUAA
This is a messenger RNA of Anneissia japonica, 2570 nucleotides long. RefSeq lists its product as uncharacterized. The transcript has 13 exons. The record is from RefSeq and is a predicted model, not a curated record. Lineage: Eukaryota; Metazoa; Echinodermata; Crinoidea; Comatulida; Comatulidae. The coding region runs from base 157 to 2511 and encodes 784 amino acids.